Messenger RNA from Salvelinus fontinalis (brook trout), 3715 nucleotides. RefSeq names its product vesicular, overexpressed in cancer, prosurvival protein 1-like. The transcript is spliced from 5 exons. Gene Ontology annotation, cellular component: cytoplasmic vesicle membrane. The record is from RefSeq and is a predicted model, not a curated record. Bases 442 to 951 code for a protein of 169 amino acids. Lineage: Eukaryota; Metazoa; Chordata; Actinopteri; Salmoniformes; Salmonidae.
CUAUGGGGAGGGACAGGAGUAGACAACCUUUUGAUUCACCUUAUUUGAUUUACCUAAGCAGGAGUAUCUUCCGGGCUGUUUUGUUAGCGAAAGGGGGCGUGGAUUACCGUAAAUCCUAAUGUAAUGCAGCUGUUAGGAUAGCCUGCAUAAUGUCAUUGACUACCUUCUUUUUUAUCUUUCUUUGGAGCAGUUUUGCUUCAAAAUGAUAAGAUCUAAUCGCGGAAAAAAUGCCACUAGACCAACAGGAACUCGAGCUAACAUUGGCGCUGUCACUGCUCCUAUCCCGCAUUGACAGCUGGGUUACGCGGAGGCUCGUCGGUCGUAUGCUUUGUGUGAUGCGGGAAGCUGCUGAACGUUUUGUAGUGGAAUGAAAUCGACAUUGUGAUAAGGACUUUGUUCAUCUUUUCAUUUAAAACGGAGUUUGAAAUUCGGCAAGGAGAGAUGAAGAAUCUACCCCCUGGGAUAGUCCUGACGUUUUUUAUAUUUUUAGAGUGCAUAGAGGCCAAAAAGUACUGCUGGUAUUUUGAAGGCGGAUACCCCAUCUACUUUAUAUGCCGCUCGUACGAGGACUGCUGCGGGACCCGCUGCUGUGUCCGAGCCCUCUCCAUCCAGCGGCUAUGGUACUUCUGGUUGAUGCUGAUGAUGGGGGUGCUAUUCUGCUGCGGAGCGGGCAUCUUCUUCCGCAGGUGCAUUCACCCCUCGCCCCUCAGCGACGAGCAUGCCUUCAACGUCUCCUUUACCAGGCAGCCUGUAUCCACGCCAGUAUCCCAGCAGCCUGGCAUGGUAGGCUAUGGCGACCCCGGCGGCGUCAUGACUUCCCCCCUCAGCCCCGUCUACCCCAUCCAGCCCGGCCCCGCCCAUAUGAUGAACGACUACCCUCCACCGCCCUCGUACUGCAACCACCCACCCCCGCCUUACGAACAGAUUUUUCGGACACCAGAGAAGAAGUAAGUCUCAGCGUCGUUCCCUCCGUUCCUUCUACUUCGUUGUGACAUCACCAGCAGAACGGACAAGGACAGGAGGGGGCAGCCACAGUGUCCACUGUUAUACUGUCAGCCCAAGUGGUCACCCAGGUCACAGGUCACAGGAAACUAACCACCUAGAGGAACAAACUGUCCUUCCUGAGGACCUGGAUACAGACCGGCUAAAUAUGUCUCCACGGUUUGUAUUUUCACAAUCAUUCAUCCUUUCUAAUUUACACAAAAGUAUAAUUAUAUAUACCAGUCUUUUUCUGCUGGCAGUGCCAUCUUGAUGAGCAUGGUCUGUGACCUGAUCUGUAGUGAGGCACUCGGACUCCUGUAAAUGACACUAAACUGAGGAAUUUCAAUGGAGACCCAAGAUCAGCACAUUGCUUUUAGACGAACAGAAUCAUUUUAGCAUUAUGGUAGAGUAAGCUGACCUAGGACCAGCACAUUGCUUUUAGACAAACAGAAUAAUUUUAGCAUUAUGGUAGAGUAAGCUGACCUAGGACCAGGGCAUAAGAACAGACACUGUCUAAAACUGUACACGAGUGACAGCAAAUUGGAGUUGAAAGCCACCUUGGAGAAGUUAAAACACGAGGUGUUUUAAAUAGCUUAAAUGGUUAAAGACUCUGUUAGGAGGCUGACUUGCGUCCACACUAAUUGGGCUGCUUGUCUUCUCCUGAAUCCUGUGACUAUAAACACUCCGGGCAGGAAGUCUGAUCGCAAUGAAGGAGGGAAACGGACCUGGAUUUAUCAGACCUAUUAUGUGCGUUGGAGAGAGCGGUAAUUUGGAGAGGCAGAUUUUUUUUGUUUAUUCACAUUAUGGACGCGUGUAUUCCUACUGUGCGGACUGUGGUGAUUCAUCCCUCUGGAUCGGCAAGAAAUCCAAUCAACCAGCCGGACUCCAAAUUGAGACCAAGUCAUGUGGUUUCCAUUGUGACAAUUUCAGCCAGUAACAGCUUUCACCCUAGACAUGCCAACGCCAUAUUCUCUAAGAAUCCAGUUCCACUCAAAGCCAGAUUUUUUUUUUAACCAUCACAGAGGUUCAGCCAUGGUUUUUCAGAGAUCUGGACUUCAGUUAGUAUAGUAAGGAGCUCGACCAGAAUGUGGAUUAACUCAAAUCAAUGCGUUUGUUCCGCAUGCAUGCAGGUUGCAACUGGAUCACGUUUCACUGAGGAGCUCAAGGACAUUGUAUACUGUACCUUCGAAGUAUUCACAUCCCCCUGUCUUUUUCCACAUGUAGUUGUUACAAAGUGGGAUUAAAAUGAUCUGUCUUUUUUUUUGUGUCAACGAUCUACACAAAAUAUUCUACAGCCACCACUAGGCUUGAUGAUAUGGAGAGGGGUACUCAGUAAUGCGAUGUUUGGGGCAAAUCCAAUACAAAACACUUUUUCAGGACAAAAAGUGAAUUGCUUUGCCACAUUUUUUGCAGUGUUAUUUUAGUGCCUGGUUGGAAACAGGAUGCAUGUUUUGGAAUAUUUGUAUUCUGUACAGGCUUCCUUCUUUCUACUCUGUCCUUUAGGUUAGUAUUAUGGAGUUACUACAAUGUUGUUGAUCCAUAUUCAGUUCUCCUAUCAUCUCCUAUUCUCCUAUCACAGCCAUUAAACUCUGUAACUGUUUUAAAGUCACUAUGGUGAAAUCCCUGAGAGGUUUCCUUCCUCUCCGACAACUGAGUUAGGAAGGACGCCUGUAUCUUUGUAGUGACUGGGUGUAUUGAUACACCAUCCAAAGCCUAAUUAAUAACUUGACCAUGCUGAAAGGGAUAUUCAAUGUCUUUGUGGUUGAAUCUGUUUGAAAUUCACUGCUUGACUAAAGUACCUUAUAGAGAUAAUUUUGUGUGGGGUACAGAGAUGAUUUAAAAAAUCACGUUAUACACUUACUGUGGAGUGUCCAUGCAAUUUAUGUGACUUAAGCACAUUUUGACUCCUGAACUUAUUUAGGCUUGCCAUAACAAAGGGGUUGAAUAUUUAUUGACUGAAGACAUGACACAUUUUGAAUGAAUUUGUCAAAUAUAUUCUUAACCUAAAUUCCACUUUGACAUUAUGGGAUUAUUGUGUGUAGACCAGGGACAAAUCUCAAUUUAAGGAAUUUUAAAUGCAGGCUGUAACACACAAUUUUGGGGGAAAAAGUCCAGGGGUGUGAAUACUUUUCUGAAGACACUGUGUAUGGGAAGCGUUGACUAAUGACAUACUCUGGUAGAAUUGACGGAUUCUCAAUUUCUGCGCUGCAACAAAUCUCUAGAAAAUGUAGUGGUAGUCACAAACGCUAACGGCACUCUUCAAAUCAAAUGUUAUUGGUCACAUAUUUAGCAGAAAAAGAAAAACGCACACCUAUUUAGGCGAGGUGCUGGCUAGCGGAGUAGAAAACUUAAAUAAAGGAGAGCCGCACACUCUAGGAGCUCAGAUGCAUCGGCUCUGCUUUAUUUUCACAUAGACAUAUUUAGCGGAUGUUAUUGCGGGUGAAAUGCUUGUUAAAGUUGCUUAGGAGCACAGCUGUCAUAUCUUACUACUUUCAGUAGCCUAGUUGUUCAAACAAGCAGAAUGUUAUUGGUCAACUGGUCCUGCAUUAGGUACAACUCUGUAAAUUGGUAAAAAAAAAUGAUUUCAUGUAUAAAUCUGGAAGCAUUUAAUUUCAGAUAACACAUUUCACAAGACAACCAUUCUACAUGAUGUGUAUAGUAAAGACUCCAUGUGACUGGCAAUUGGUUGAGUAGUUCCUAGACCCUGGUAUGGACCCACGAUUUGGGGGGGGGG